GGGCGCGGUGGGGCGGCCGCGCCCUCCCGCCUCCCCAUUGUCUGGCGGCGGCGCUGCCCCCCGCGGCCGGGGGUCAUCGCCCGGCGGGGGCGGCGGCAGAGCCGUGGCAUCCCUUGGAAGUGGGCUGUGCGUGCCCUCCGACCCGGCCCGCAGUGGGGUCAGACCCCUCCGAGGACGAGCUCCUCUCCCCUCUUUUCCUUCUCCACCCCGUGCCGGGAGCCUGCACGGGGCUUUGCUCGCCUCGGGGCGGAGGAAAAUCCGUCUGACUCGUCAGUCAGAACGGAGAAUCGAGAAGUUCAAUCCCGGCGCGCCCAGAGGAGCCGGCGAGUUCCUGCCCGCUGUCACCGCUGGCGUUCCGGAGCGCGGAUGGACUGACAGACUGACGGAUGUGCAGCACUGGAAACCAACAUCAACUUCAAUAACCAUGUAAUGGAGGCAGUUCUGGAUUUCGGAAAGGGCUCAGAGUAUCUGCAGUAGUGAAUGUUAUCUGAUUCUUGUAUUGUCAUGCACCAGGGUCCUUAACCUGCUGCUGCUCUUUGGGCUUCUGCAAAUGCCACAGACCUAGCAGAAGGUGGUGGAUGUGGACUUUAAAACUGUGUCUCAACAUCUCAUCCUCAACUAUUUUUAGUCUGAUUGCACUACGAAAGAAAAGCUGCUAAUGGGAUAAAUGUUGAGACUUUACAAGAACUGACUUGAAUACCAAAAGCCAUUAUUAUUAUUAUUUUAUUAUUACUAUUAUUAAUCAAGAAGAGCUUGAAGCUAAGUCUAUAUCUGACCAGUCAUUAUCAUUUCACAGUAACAGUCAUGGCAAGUAAACGAAAAUCAACAACACCCUGCAUGGUCUUAGCCAAUGAGCAGGAUCCAGAUCUAGAAAUGGUGUCAGACUUGGAGGAAGGACCACCUGUGCUCACACCAGCAGAUAACCCUACAGCAGAGGGUGUAACAAGUGAUGAAGAUGUUCAUGAGUGUGUGGAUUCAGACAAUAAGAAAAACACAAAUAAAGUAGAAGGUGGUUAUGAGUGUAAAUACUGUACUUUUCAGACUCCAGAUCUCAAUAUGUUUACUUUUCAUGUGGAUUCAGAACACCCCAAUGUAGUAUUAAAUUCAUCCUACGUUUGUUUAGAAUGUAAUUUCCUUACCAAAAGAUAUGAUGCUCUCUCAGAACAUAAUUUGAAGCACCAUCCUGGAGAGGAGAAUUUUAAAUUGACUAUGGUGAAACGUAAUAACCAGACAAUCUUUGAACAGACAGUAAAUGAUCUCACUUUUGAUGGGAGUUUUGUUAGAGAAGAAAAUGCUGGACAGGCUGACUCUUCUGAGGUCCCCUCAUCAGGGAUCUCUAUUAGCAAAACUCCUAUCAUGAAAAUGAUGAAAAGCAAACCCGAGGCUAAACGUAUUGCUGUUUUCCACAAUACAGUUGAUAACAUUCCUGGUGAAGAAAAGGGAACUGAAAAUGAGCCAGACCCUGAAGAAGUGGUAGAAAACCCCCCAGCAGCAGUUUCUGAACCAAAACCAAGCCAUUCAGUUGUGUGCAGUGCAGCAGAUGUGGCCGGGGCAGUAGUGACCCCAGCACCAGUGCUUCAGCCUGGGGUGGCGCAGGUUGUGACAGCUGUUACAGCUCCCCAGAACUCAAACCUGAUUCCAAAAGUACUCAUACCUGUAAAUAGCAUUCCAGCCUAUAACACUGCUUUGGAUAACAAUCCUCUUUUGCUUAACACCUACAACAAAUUCCCAUACCCAACCAUGUCGGAAAUCACUGUUCUCUCCUCUCAAGCUAAGUACACGGAAGAACAGAUUAAAAUCUGGUUUUCUGCCCAGCGUCUGAAACACGGAGUGAGCUGGACGCCAGAGGAGGUGGAGGAAGCAAGGAGGAAACAAUUUAAUGGCACAGUGCAUACUGUGCCACAGACAAUUACCGUUAUUCCAGCACACAUUUCGGCCUCUAGCAAUGGUUUACCUUCAAUUUUACAGACAUGCCAAAUAGUUGGUCAGCCAGGACUUGUUCUCACUCAAGUUGCAGGUACAAAUACAUUACCAGUAACAGCCCCAAUAGCUUUGACUGUAGCAGGAGUCCCAAACCAAACACAGUUACAGAAGAGUCAGAUUCACAGUGCUCAGCCUACUGCAGAAACCAAACAAGUAGCUGCAAUUCCAGCUCCUCAGCCUAUCAAAAAUGAAUCCACACUGAUGAAUCCUGACUCCUUUGGCAUCCGAGCAAAAAAAACUAAGGAACAACUGGCAGAAUUGAAAGUCAGCUACCUUAAAAACCAGUUUCCUCAAGACUCAGAAAUUGUUAGACUUAUGAAAAUAACAGGCCUCACUAAAGGAGAGAUCAAAAAGUGGUUCAGUGAUACACGCUACAAUCAGAGAAACUCAAAGAAUAAUCAUGGGAUUCAUCUCAACAGUGAUUCAUGUGCCACCAUUGUUAUUGAUUCAAGUGAUGAAAUGAAUGAAUCUCCAACAGGAGUCACUCCACAGAGCAAGCCAUCUUGGGGUACUUUUCCCGAUUUCACCCCACAAAAAUUCAAAGAGAAGACUUCUGAACAGCUGCAAGUCCUCCAAGCAAGUUUUCUUAAUAACCCUGUCCUUACUGAGGAAGAGAUGAAUAGAUUAAGAGCCCAAACAAAACUGACCAGGAGAGAGAUUGAUGCCUGGUUUAUAGAAAAAAGGAAAUCAAAUGUCUUGAAGGAAGAGGGAGCUGACAUGAAUGAAAGCAAUGCUGGCAGCUCCAAAGAGGAGUCUGGAGAAACAUCUGUGGGAGAUGGAGCAGCAGGAACAAAAUCAGGGUGUUCUACUUCAAGCAAAAUAGGCAAAAAAUCACCAGAGCAGUUGCACAUGCUCAAAAGUUCCUUUGUCCGUACUCAGUGGCCAUCUCCACAAGAAUACAACAAGCUGGCAGAAGAAACUGGGCUUCCAAGAUCAGAAAUUGUGAGCUGGUUUGGAGAUACUCGCUAUGCCUGGAAAAAUGGUGGAUUGAAAUGGUAUUACUAUUACCAGAGUGCCAGUGCAAACAGUCUGAAUGGCCAAGGCUUUGCAAGGAAGAGAGGGAGAGGAAGACCAAAAGGGAGGGGGAGAGGGAGACCUCGGGGGAGGCCUCGGGGAAGCAAGAGGUUAAAUUGCUGGGACAGAGGUGUAUCUGUCAUAAAAUUUAAAACUGGAACAGCAAUCCUGAAGGACUAUUAUAUGAAGCACAAAUUCCUUAAUGAGCAAGACCUUGAUGAACUGGUAGCCAAAUCUCACAUGGGAUAUGAGCAGGUCAGAGAAUGGUUUGCAGAAAGGCAAAGAAGAUUAGAACUUGGAAUAGAGCUGUUUGAUGAGAAUGAGGAGGAAGAUGAAAUGCUGGAUGAUCAGGAGGAUGAGGAAGAAACAGAUGAUAGUGAUACUUGGGAACCCCCUAGGCAUGUUAAACGUAAACUUUCAAAAACAGACUGAUGUACAAUUUGGAAUUUGGGGGCCAAAAACCUAUGAAUUAGGUUUGAUGUUAUUAUGAAGAGCCAAAUGAUUUUUCAUGGCCUUCAGUUUAGCAAGCAGCUGCUUAGCAUCUUCCUUCCACCUAAGAGUACCUGGGCAAGAUGCUACCUGUGCAGGCAAGAACUGUUUGCUUUGUUGCUACAAGAGAUGAACAUCCUCAGGCCUGGCCUGGGACAGGGGGUUACAAAUCAGAUCAAGUUCAGCUCUUCCUUUCCCACACUACCGAUGGGAAGGUUCAUGUUCAUCAUACACGUGACUGCUUCUCAGUAUUUAAUUGCCUUAUGUUGUUUAAUUCCAAAAAAACACAGACACUUUUUUGUUGUUGUUGUUGCUGUAAGAGAACAUUGCCUGCUUGUGAAGGAGGAAAACACAAAAACAUUAGAUGUCUUUUUGCAAACAUCACUUCAUCUGAAAGGUUUCAAGGCCUGGCUCUCUUUCUUAAGGAAAGCGUUGAAAACAAAAGAGAAGGGGAAAAGUGUGACAAAAGGAACCAAUGAACCUAGGGGUGAGGAUUGAUUGGUUUCAGAAAAUAAGGUGAUAUCUGCACCUUUUGCAUAUCUUUGGAGUGUUUUGGGUUUACAGAACUUGGACUGAAGUGUUCCUUGUUGAAAAUGAUGAGCUAACUGAAUGAGUCUGAUGCUAGAAGAAGUUUUGUGUUACAGUCAGUAUAAUCAGUGUAUCCCAUAUCAAUCUAAUUUAAAUGUCUGACAGACUUGAUGCAGUUAAUAGUAACACUCACUUCUACCUUGUGCAUUCUUUCCUUUGUUGGAAAUGGUAAAAGAAGUAUCUAUAUUUCAAAAAAAAAGAGUAAUUUUUUGAAAUCUGACACUGAGUUUUAAGGUUAACAAAAGACAAAAACUGCCUGGGAGUUGUUCAGAGUUGCCUAGGUGUUUGUAAGAAUACACAGAUACAGAGAUGAAAAACAUCUUUUGGAGCUAGUAAGAAAGGUUUUCAAGUAAGUUGUGGCAAUGACAUGGUGUUUAAUUCACCAAAAAAAAUGAAGUUAUAUGGCUUUUAGAUGCUUAGCUAUUACAAACACGUUAGUGUUGAAUUGUUCUUCAGUGAUAGCCCAGUUGAGUGAUUUGUGUGCAGGUUUAACAGUAAAACAUCCUAAUUGAACUCACCACUGUGCUGAUUGCUCCUAGGACUGCUGGGUGAACACACUUAUUUCUGGAGGUGGGUUGAUCUACCUGAACUGAACUCCAGAAGUAGUUAAAUCUGAUACAAAACAUUCCCAUCUUAAAUAAGUGUAUAUAAAAUAAUUUUUUUAAAAAGCUAUUUCGUCUCAAUACUGUGAAGUUAUAGUGUAGUUUGAAUUAGCAACUUAAAACAAUAGACCAAAUUCACACAAACUUAGUUUAGGCAGAUGUUUCGCAUUCUAGAGAACUGUUACUCCAAGGAAGAGUAGUUUAUAUUUUUGCUACUGGUAGCUUGCAUUUUUAGGAAUAAGUUACUUUAUAUUUAGAUGUCAAAAGAUGGUGAUGAAUUGGUGCUGCUGUCACCAGCGUUGUUCUGCUUUUACAUUGGCACUAAUGGAUACUAGCAAUCUCCUUUUGCACAUCCGACAGCAUCUUCUCUGUAGGCUUCUGCAUCUGAUGACUGAUGAGGACAGAUUAGUGCCGAGAAAGUGGGACCCAGUGUCUCCCCAUCUCCAAGAACCUAUGCUAGAAUUUUAGAAUUAGUCUUUCUUCUGGAUUGUGAUAACUCAAAAAAACGAAGAAAGCCCUUUUAUUCUUGCUUUUCUGAAGCAGAGGAGUCCAUGUUGGAUCUGGUUUUCAUAUCUGAUUGCGGGUGAAGCCCAGGCUAAAGUAAGAAAGGGAGUAAUGUCUGACAAAAAACAUUGUUACCAUCCCAGACCUUCCUCUCUGGACUCUUGUAGCUGCCCUUCUGCUCACAGAUUGAAUGAGUUCCCUGAGCUCCAGGAGGAUGUUUCACAGGAAAGCCAUUUACUGGGUUACCUCUUCUGACUGUUUUAAGAUUACUGGGGAGAAAAAGGCAAUAGCUUAUGAUAUAUGUCAUGAAUUUGAUGAUGAAACUAUUCCCUCGCUUCCAAGGCUCAAGUUGGUGAGACACAAAGUGGCCAGCACUGCUAGAGAGGAAUAGCCAAGAAUCCCUCAUUUUAACUUUGGAGUGGGGCAGAAGCAACCCCAUGUUGUCAACAUAUAUCAUGGGAUUUUUUGUGACUCUGCAUGUGAGGUGGUACAAGAGUGAUCAAGAUCUGGCCUUUUCAGCAUGGGGCUGGGAAGGAUUCUCAUUUGUGUAUUAGUAGUGUGGAUGAUGGUAAUAGUGUGCUGUUGUAGAUCCUAGCAGAUACAAGAAAGACUCACGCUAGCUUCAAGCUCUGUUGGGAAUACAGGGUCAAAAAUCUGUGCUUGCUGAGUAGGAAAGAACAAAGCUAGAAGGAAAAUAUGCUAUUUUUAAGUUUCCAAAAAUAUUAAACCAAAUCCUUGGGAAUAUGCCUCUAGCAAGCAAAAUCUGGAGUUGCCUUAAUCCUUGAAGUUGACCCAGAAUUAAGUUUCUUAAAAAAAAAAAAAAAACAACAACAAAAAAAACACCAAAACAACCAAGCAGCUUGUCCAAAUAAAUAUCUUCAUUUUUGUUACCAGAGCCUUAGUUAGGUUAGCUAAGAAUUCUGUCUUUAAAAAAUGGGGGAAAAUACAAAGAUCCAAGUUAUUUACGUGACUGAACUGGGAUAUUUUCCACUUUGGCAGUGUUCUAUUAAAUAAUACUCAGCUACAAAGGUAGGCCUUAGCACAUCUGGUCUGAAAAACACAGGAAGAGGAAAUACAUUGUUUAUCAGACUAAAUAUAGUUGGAUUGGAGGUCUUCUUUCAGUAGAAUGGUCAGAGACAGUGGCUGAUGCAUACUGGGCCAGAUUUUCAGUUACUGUAAAUACUAAAGUUCCAUAUAUUCCACUGGUUAUACCAGUAUUUACAGCCCAAUGAGAAAAUUAUCUCUUUGCAGAACAUAAAAUUGAAAUUAAACCUUGUGCUGUGAAUCAGCUAAUGAGAGAUGCAGAGUCUACACAUAGCAUGUUGAGCUAAGUGCACAUUUUAAGCCUUUCAGUUGUGCUAAGGAUGAGGAAAUUCUGGGUGGGUUCAACCCGAAGACAGAAGUUGUAUGCAUUCAUUAUUGCCCAUAGUCUGACAGUUAUUUCUGCUUGAAGAAUCCAUUAAUUACCAGUGUGCAGCAUGUGUAUAUUUGCACUGGGAGAGAGGCAAACUCCUUCCAGAGGCCUCCCGUGUCAGGAGUGAUUGAGGAAGCACUGGAAGGUGCUGUGGUCAGUUGUACCUCUGAUUUGUGGUCAUGGCUGGUGGGAACUCAGAGCUGCUGGUAACAGUGGUUCAGCCCAGAUUCACCUCAGCCACUCUUAGGCUGCUGUGGGCACUGUACAGUCACUGAGAGAAACAGAGGUGGCCUGGGGGGUGGGAAGGAUAUGGCACCUUCUCAUUCUACCCAUCCCUGGAAACUCCCUGAACUUAAGCACAUCAACAAGUGUCUUAAUGUAUUAUGAUUCUGAGCACCUCUGUGCUCAUCAGCAGUGCACCCCUGCAAGCCUGGCUCCCUUUUAUAGCUUAUGCACACUUCCAAGGUGUUUUGGAAGCCAUUUGGACUGAGUUGUGGUGGCAGUUGGAAAGGAAGGGGAAAGAAAAUGUGUCUCCCCAGGAGUGAGUGUCCAUGUGACCUUCUUGAUUUUCUUGCAUGGUAAGGAAUGUAUCUAUAUGAACCUGUGGUAUGUUUUCUGUAUUUCUGUGGAGCUUCACCUCUUAGCUCAUUAUGAGCCAGGCUUCAGUGAUUGUCACUGACAGUGUGACAAAGAAACUUGCUUAGAUCUUACCUCUAGGUAGCUGGUUUCUCAGUCUUCUUUGGCACCACUACAUCAGAAUUCAGUUGUGAACAUCUGAAAACCUUCAGAGCUAAGCUAGUGCAUUUCUCUUCAUUUACUGUUUCUGCCAGGAGUACCUGCUCUCAUGAUGCCAGUUGUGCAGCCUCUGGAAUUCAACUAGAGAGAGAAUACAGAUAAUCCUCUGCCAGAAUGGAGAGGGAAAAGGGCUAAAAGACAGAAUGCAGUGGGGACCAGGGACAACAUCCACCAUCACAGUGUCAUCCUGCUUCAUGGCAUGUUUCACCCUCACUUCCAAGUGCAGUGAAAGAGCACAGUUCCAUCUUAAAGACUGCUGUCUUCCCAGUAUCACCUCUCAGUGACCCCAAAGUUAGUGUUGGAAAAAAGAAAGUCAGGCCUAUAUUCCCCUGGAGGUUUGAAGGAACUAACAGUGCUGGCUUGUAAGAAGUGAACAGAAGGGAAAACGCAAAAGCUUGAAGGCUCUGACUUUUCCUUGCCCUGCAGAAUUUACUUUUCUAGAAGUUGAUAAGCAAAACAAAUUUAACUCCUUCUGUUCUGACAGAAGGAGUAAAUUAUUACAGUCACUCCUUUUUAGCACAUAGAAAUCUCUUCUUUGUCUGAAAGCAAAGAAGAGGAAAGAUACCUAGUACCUGAUUAUUAGAAUUUAGUGUAUUAUCUCUAAUACACUGUAGUAAGUGAGGCCAUGCCUUUUUUAACCUUGUCUGGUACCAUGUUGAAAACUGCUUUUUCAUUACAUUAUGAGCUGUAAUUCAUAAUUCAAAGUUACUGACUACAACUUUGAUUAUUGGGAAAUUCACGCAGUGUCCAUACAUGACAUGAAAUAAUUUUCUAAUGGAUUAUUUGCUCACCUUGAACAAAAGCAGAUUUUCUCUCCAAGAAAUGCUUGAGGCAGGCAAAUGCACUCCCUUCCCCUCUAAUGAGCAAAGAAAGGGUUUCUGGAUCCCAUACAAAGUUAUUCAUGGCUGUACACGGUCCCUGUAGGCCAGAAAGCCCAAAGAUGCAGACAUUCUCCUCUGUUUUCCUCUGAAGUGAGAGCACAGCAGUAACUCUGACAGCUGAUCUCUGGCUGCUGAGUAACCAGGCUGUGGUUUAAGGUGGGGAGUGUUUUCCCUUUUGCACUUAACGGAGUACUGUGUAUUCAGGCUGGAUGGCAGUGUUUGCUUCUGUAAAUAUGGCAGUGCCGAUUUGCAUCCUCCACCUGAGUCCAAUACCUGUCUAUAUCUCCCAAGGAGAGAAGAUAAUCUUUAAGCUUCUGUAGUGUUAAAUAUCCCUGCCCUAACAUGAAGGCACAAAAGUAGAGUGGAAUUAAAUAUAGCUAUUUAAUUUAUUUUUUGCUUUGGAAACAAUUUUGCUUGCAUUAAGUAGUAAUAGAGAGAUAGUAUCAAUGACCAGAGAAGAAUAGAACUUUAAGAAUUAUUUAUAAUACCUAGGAUGAUGGUGUAAAUUAAAGAUGGAAAGGGCUAGUAGAGGAUUCAGUUCCCUACACUAAACAGUGGUGGGUUAAGUCUGUAUUCUCCAUCCAGUUUGUGAUAUCCUAAGAUCAGUAGAUUUACCAAGAAGCAUGACACAAACUUAUCAGGUCAAGUUACUUGAGGUUUGCUGAUAUAUUAAAAUUCUUUAGGAAAAUAUUUUGAAACAAGUAUUUCAACAGAAAGUGAAAAAUCCCCUUAAUGGCUACUAACACACGAUAACUCAAAUUUCUGCAUUUUUUCCCCACUUCUAAAAAGGGAUCUUUUGAAGCACAGGUGGGUUAUAGCCAGUAUUUCCAGGUUUAAUGGUUGGAGUUCUUGGGGAUUUUUCUCCUUCUGUGGUGAAGAGCAUCUGCACCUUUUCAGUGAACAGUUGUUGCAAAACCAACUCACACAACAUUAUAAAAUGUAGAGGGAUAACUGAGCAUUCGGUAGCACUUUUCAUGAAUUAAGGUGGGAUUUGUCUGAUGCAUGUUGAUGUCUGCAGUGGAGCAAGGCACUGUAGGUAUUCAGCACAGCAAGGAGUGCACACUGCUCAUCCUGCAUGCCGGGAGUAGCUGAGGAACUGCACCCCAGCUCCACUGACUUACCCUGACUUGCGGGCAGCCGCUGACACUGCAGACAUCUGACAUUGCCGAGAGAGAUCUUUGUGUUGUGCUGAGCAGUGGUACUGACCUCUGCUUCCAACCUGAUGCUUGUUGGGAACUGAGGCCUUUUUUUUUUUUCUUUUAUUUAGAGCAGGUAGCACUACAGUGAUGGAUAAAGUAACUGAUCCUUGGUAAUAAUACAGUGGCAGAAAAAAAUGCUUUUUUGGUUUUCUCAAGUGCUGAUGUGAAGCCCCCCAGCUUCCCCUGCCCGGCAGAGGCACCUUCAGCUGCGGGGUCACUGCCCUGGGUCUCCCCUGGAUCCCGAGGAGGGUCAGGGGGCGCUGAGGCAGAAAGUCACACUGCCUGCCUUGUUUGGGGGAGAGGCGGCGUCUGAGGAGGUGUAUGGAACUCAAAGCUACAGAGAACCCAGCAGCCAAAAGUGGCCUCGAGGCUUUUCCAACAUCUUAAAUACCGGGGCGGUAACAAGGGGACGGGAACACCCAUUGACCAAUGGAGGAAUUUGGGGGAGCAGAAGGUGAAAGGACAGACAGAUACAAAAACCAAUGGGGAAACUUAAGGGCGGGACCCCAGGCCCUCAUCCAGUCCCUCGAGGCCCAGGGUAGAAGAUUCGGGAAGAAUGGGAUGGAGGGCGAUGGGUACCAGGGAGGGAGGAUGAAGUGUCCGAGCAUUGUCAAGGAGAUUGGCACUGAGGGAACUGUGGGAAAACUCGGCAUGGAAACAUUGGGAGAAAAUGGGGGUGGAGGGGCAAACCAUUACAGAACUGUUACCAAAAUAUAAGAACACAAUACAACACUCAAGUAUUUUAGAGAUAAGGUUACUGUGUGAGCAUUGGACUCUGCAUAACCUAGAAUGCGUUAGGACACAUAAUAUUUGUGUCCCGGUUGAUGAAAGUAUUUCCUUAUGCUUAUUCGGUACUAGAUACCUAUCAUGAAAGUGUCCCCAAAGAGUGCUAGAAUGGCAGAAGAGUCAAGUCCUCAUCUAUGCUAUGAAAUGAUCAACCACAAGAGCUCUGCUGUGAUAUCAGAAUGUUCCCGCAUCUUACAGUUUCAGCUUACAAAAGUAUUUCCAGCCCUGCAUAGUUGGCUCUCUGCAUGUAUGCUUAGAGUGUGUACAGAAAUGCACUAAAAUGAGUUGCCCUACCUGGGAAGGCUUUAUAUUGUACAGAAAAUGUGGCACUAGGUACUGCUCUUCAUGUGCACAGGAGAGUUAACAGGUGUCAGUCUCGUUUACAGAAAUGAUGGCGCUUUGCAAUUUUCUAUAAUAUAUUGCAAUAUAUUUAAAUGUCCUGUUUGACAUGUGAAAUGAAACUAAGUUAAUGCAUUGUUUGUAUUUGAAGUAUGAGGAAGAUGAUUCACUAACGACCAGCAAGGUUUUUAGAAAGGUGUCCAGUAUGUAGCUGUCUGUGUGAUCUGUCUGGUGUACGUGAUAUUAAAGGAAGCAACAAUACUGUCACUGUUUAGAAUGAAGAGUUUCUUUUGAAUGAUGCAAUACCUUACAAUGUGUUUCCUUUGUAGCUGCCCAGCGUGGUGAAGGGGAAGCAAUUCUUGAAAAAUUUCAAGAUAACUGGUUAACUGUGAAUGGGCCUAAUAUUUCGUGAAACCAAGAAAAUUUUUGGACACACACAGGACUUGAAUACUCAAAAGGAUUGGAACUUAGUGUUGUGCCAAAGCUAAACUACUGCAGUUGGCAGUUCUGCACUGUAAAUAGAAGACUGAUUAAAAGACAGCUUGUAAAAAAAAAAUCAAAUUUUAAUAUACGUUUUUAUUCUGAUACAUGAUGGAAACAUUCAGUUUUAAACCUUUUUUGAAGAGGCUUCAGUGACCACUAGAUUUUGUCCUCUUAUAUUUUGUUUGGCCUAAUACUAUUUGUUUUAGUAAGAUGGGCUUUAUUGCCUGUGUUCUUUGAUAUGUGAUUAAGCUUAUAGCUUUGAGUGACCAAACAUUUUACAGAGUAAAAGUUCUUAGAAACAGUAUAAUGUAACUGAUAUAUCUGUGUCUUAUUUAUCAGGCUCUGCACAAACUUGGAAAGUUGUGCUGGACUUGUACAACUGGUGUAUGGGAACGCAGCAUACUUCUGGAUAUUACAAACCUAAGCCUUUGUGGCUGUAUGGAUCUUGUCUUUGGAUUUAUUUUUGUUAUUUCUUUUUGAGGCAAAGAAACGAAUGGAUGCUGCUGUAAAAUAUUUGUAAUAUUGCCAUUAUUUCUUUCUGUAGCAAUUAUUGCUUUUGCUUCAACAGAUAAAGAAAAUAAAUCAGAGAUAGAAAAAUCCUAAAGACGCUGGUAGAAGAAAGGAUCAUGUGAGAACUUCUGAAAAUAAACUUUGUACCAAAAAUUUGAAAACAGAAA
Messenger RNA from Taeniopygia guttata (zebra finch), 11754 nucleotides. It is a transcript of the gene ZHX1, whose product is annotated as zinc fingers and homeoboxes 1. Lineage: Eukaryota; Metazoa; Chordata; Aves; Passeriformes; Estrildidae. Gene Ontology annotation, cellular component: nucleus. Gene Ontology annotation, molecular function: DNA-binding transcription factor activity, RNA polymerase II-specific; DNA binding. Gene Ontology annotation, biological process: regulation of transcription by RNA polymerase II. The record is from RefSeq and is a predicted model, not a curated record.